Messenger RNA from Rhineura floridana, 1176 nucleotides. RefSeq names its product visual pigment-like receptor peropsin. The record is from RefSeq and is a predicted model, not a curated record. Gene Ontology annotation, cellular component: membrane; photoreceptor outer segment. Gene Ontology annotation, biological process: visual perception; G protein-coupled receptor signaling pathway. NCBI's taxonomy places the organism in Eukaryota, Metazoa, Chordata, Lepidosauria, Squamata, Rhineuridae. Gene Ontology annotation, molecular function: G protein-coupled receptor activity. The transcript is spliced from 7 exons.
AUGGACGGGCAGGGCGCUCCAUCGCAUCCAGCCGGCGAGCACGUACCCCCUACCCCUGUCCUUAACUUGCGCCAAGAAGGCCCUCCAGGAAGGUCAGAGUGGAGCCUGCCGCCGCUCGCGCCCCUCUCCAGAACGGGGCACCUCGCGGUGGCCGUGUACCUGAGCGUCAUCCUGCUCCUGGGCAGCAUCAACAACGUCCUGGUGGUGCUGAUCUUCGUCAAGUUCCAGGCCAUCCGGACGCCCAUCAACCUGAUCCUCCUCAACAUCAGCCUCAGCGACCUCCUGGUCUGCGUCUUCGGGACCCCAUUCAGCUUCGCCUCCAGCCUGCGCGGCCGUUGGCUCCUGGGCCACGCCGGCUGCAAGUGGUACGGCUUUGCCAACUCCCUCUUCGGCAUUGUCUCCCUCGUGUCUCUUUCCCUCCUUUCCUAUGAAUGGUACCUAACGGUUCUGUGAAGACAGGCCAAGGCAGUCGUCUCUAGUUACACCAAGUCCUGGCUUUGCAUCACUGGCUCCUGGACCUACUCCUUGUUCUGGACCUUGCCACCUCUCUUCGACUGGAGCAGCUACGGCCCCGAAGGGCCUGGGACAACCUGCUCCGUCACAUGGCACGCCAAGACCCCCAACAACAUCUCUUACAUCGUCUGCCUCUUUGUCUUUUGCCUUGUCUUGCCCCUGCUGCUGCUGAUCUAUUGCUACGGGAAAAUCCUGCAGACAAUCAGAAAGGUCUGUAGGUUUCACCUGACAUCUGUUCAGAAAAGAGAACAUCACAUUCUGGUCAUGGUGGUGUCUAUGGUCACCUGCUACCUCCUCUGCUGGAUGCCAUAUGGAAUCAUCUCGCUGAUCGCAACAUUUGGCAAGCCUGGAGCAAUCACCCCGUCAGUGAGCAUUGUCCCGUCCAUUUUAGCCAAAGCUAGCACCAUUGUGAACCCCAUUCUUUACGUCCUCUUGAACAAGCAGUUUUACAAGUGUUUCAUCGCCCUCAUGAAAUGUGAGCCUCCAGCUAAGCACCUGGAAACUACUUUGAACUCCAAAGGGAGCCGGGAUUUCAACCUCACAACUGAGGGAGCAGCCAAAAUCUGUUGGUCCUGCACGCAAAGCGACCAAAGGCGGAGCCACGGGGAUGCUGAAAGCUCUGCACGGAAGCCGAAAACACUUGUUGUUCACUACGGGUUCUAG